AAUUCAAGAUUUCACCACUAAUCGCCAUAUUGACACAAUUUUGACUUUCUGAAAAUUGGAUAAAGCAGUGGAAAAUUUUGAGAAAAUGCCGGUUAGGGUGGAAAUUACGCCUCCCCUGCCGGCAAAUUCGAAACAACCAGGUGUAACCAAGUCUUUAUUGUACAAUGGUUCAAAAUUCCAAGGAUUCCAGAAGUCGAAAGGCAAUAGUUACGAAGUUGAAGUGAUUUUACAGCAUGUAGAUGAAGAAAAUUCAUAUCUUUGUGGAUAUUUACAAAUAAAUGGACUCACGGAUGAGUACCCAAAACUAACCACCUUUUUCGAUGGUGAAAUUAUAAGCCAAAAGUAUCCCUUUCUCACUAGAAAGUGGGACGCUGACGAAGAUGUAGAUAGAAAGCAUUGGAGCAAAUUUUCACUGUUCAGUCAAUAUGCCAAAACUUUUAAUUCUGAUUCCUUCGACUAUCUGGCACUUGCUGAUACCGAUUAUGUUUUUAUGAGAUGGAAAGAACAUUUUUUAGUUCCAGACCAUACAAUUAAAGAUAUAUCAGGAGCAUCUUUCGCUGGGUUUUACUAUAUUUGUUUCCAAAAAUCUAAAGCCACAAUAGAAGGAUACUAUUACCACAGAAGUUCUGAAUGGUUUCAAUCUUUGAAUCUAACUCAUGUGCCUGAAAAUAGUAUACAAAUAUAUGAAUUUAGGUAAAUUGGAUGCACAACAAACAGACUUCCCGAGCGCUGGGCACAUUUUGAACCAUGGAGAAUGUGAUUUUUUCACAAUUUAUUUUGUCUAGAUUUAAAUAUAUAUAUAUAUAUAUGAUUUCUACCAAACUGAGAAAUGUGUGUAAAGUGAAAACAAAAUCUUUGAAUGUUUUAAUUGAAAACCUAGUUAAGUAAAUAGAUAUUUAAUUGUUACAUUGGAUGUUUCAAUAUAAUUAUUGUAGUACUAUCAACUUUAUUUACACUAUAAAAUUAUAAUAUUUAUUCUAGUCCAAUAACUAAUUAAGAAGAAAGUCUUGAAAUUUUUUCAGAGUAAUUUCACUUUCACCUUCAAUAUAUAUUUAUAUAUUCCGAGUUCUAGCAGCCUUAUAGCAAACAGCUAAUGAGCAAUUAGUUAUAAUUUUUUCUUACUAUGUUAUACUUUUUUAUCUAUUUAUUGGAUUGCCUGUAUGUCUUGUUGAUGUUGAUUUCAAUAAAAUACUACUACUCACCCAAUAAUGUUAACACUCAUACUAAAUUUUAACUAUAUUUUACUAUAUAAACUAUUAUAUAUGUACUACCUUAAAUUUUAUUUUAUAAAUCAGUUUGGUGGGAACCCCAUGUACUUAUCUUUAAGUUAAAAAAGCUCUCUUCACUUAUAAAAUUACCUAAUAUGAGUAUCUUGUAAUUGGAACAUAAAUUUCAUUGAUUUCUUUGUAAUUAUUUAUACAGAAGUAUUUACUGUUUGUCUUUUCAAUGAAAUAAAUUAAACACUGAGGUACAAAACUAAUGUAUAAUUAUAAAAAUUAAAUAAAAAACACCUAAUAUUAAUCUAAACUGAUGUCAAUGGAGCCAUUUCCUAAAAUUUUCUAAUAUUAAUGUCUAUACAAGGUAUAUAAUUUUUUUUUUAAAUUGUUACUCUAUCUACAUAUUGAAUUCCGAUUCAUCUGAUUACUAAUUCACAUCUUGGAAACAGAUCUAAUUGAUCCGUAUUUCUACUGGCCUUAAUAUAAAUUCAUUAAGCUCUCCAGGAUAAACCCACAACCUCACAUCGUCCCACAAAUUCUAUACAGUUAAAGUCUACAGAUCAAGCUAGAGUUAAAAUUUUCACUUCCUUGGAGUAAUUUUGUACCACUCCAAUCACGUGUAGCAUAUAUUAUAAUUCCUGAAUCACAACUUCUUGCAGGCCCCUAAAUGAAUACCACCCAAUACAAUAAUACUUCCUCCACCAUAGCUCACUAUUCCAACAAUGUGAUAUUGAAAAAUUCAUUCACCAAGAUGGCGAUACUUUCUUCUACAGUGUUUGUCACUAAAACGACAAAAUUGUAACUGAAUAAAAUAUUGUCCCAUUGGCAUUUUCCCAAGUUUCAAUAGGAACGAGUUGUCACACGGUUGGGAGUUAGUUCUUACGACUUCAUCCAACUAUCUUCCCACUAUAUUCCACCUAAUGUACUAAUUAUACAAAUUGCGGUAGUCAAUUCCGCAUUUUUGAAAUGGCUGUGAAAUAUAAACGAAUGCAAUUAUAAUUUUAUCGUGUAUUAAAAAGCAAAGAUGGCAUCUUUACCGAUUAAUGCAUUCUAGCAGGCGAUUUCUGAAAUUGUCCGUUAUGUCAUCCAUGCUCUUAGGAAUUUUCGUUACUUUUCAGGAAUUUUCGCAAGAAAAAAUCACAUGAUAUGAGGUAAGGUGAACACAAAGGCCAGAAAUCUCAUUAACAAUAUUCGUGCACACACGGAUUGUGUGGCUUGUAGAUCCGUCUUGCUGGAAUAAGGUUUGAUCAUUUAAUACAUGUUGGCAAAGUUGAGGAAUGACAUUAGCAUUUCCGAAUACCUCUCUGCGCUCUGGUUAACAAUCUGCCCCCUUUUAGUUUCGAAAAAAAUUGAGGCUAUGAUUCCCGAUGAGGACAUGUCAAUCUGUUAACUUGGCUGAGUGGAAUUUAUGAAGAGUUUUGAUCACUCCAGUACCUGAAAUUUUGCUUGUUUACAAAUCUCAAUAGAUGAAAAUGUGCCGUGUACUCAUCCGGUUUUGCACAGAUUCCUCAUUUUCUUCAACCAUACCCAAAAACUUUUCGCGGAAUUGCCAUUGGUUGAUUUUUGAACAAUUUGAAUUUUGUGAGGGUGAUAGUGUAGAUCUUACCUCAAGAACCUUGGGACAGAUCUGUCGAAAAGUUUAAGAGCGGCACUUUUUCCUGCAGCAACCCUCAUACGCUCAACAUUCUCAGGAGUUCGAACGGAUUUCAUACUGCGACCUCUUCUGCUCGUUGUUUCAUCAAUAUUUUCAAAAUUUGUUACCCACAACUUCAUUUAACUAGGUACUGGGUGAUUGCCAUUAAUUUUAAAAUGAGUACAAAAACGGCGCUGAGCUGCUACAUAACUACCGGUUUGGAAAAACGCUUUCACGGCAAACGCUCGGUGUUGUUUUGACCUCUGUUCCAUGGCGACUGAAAUGCUUUGAGGUGGGUAACAUAACAGUAACCUUGACAAUUCGCCGCGCCCACUUUCUACGUUACCACAGCCAUUUCAAAAAUGAAGAAUCAACUGCCGCACCUUGUACCUGUACGCACGGGUUAUUUUUUUAUUAUAGUAACUGCGAAAUUGUGCCAGUGUUCUGAACACAGCAGGUCAUGUCAUUUCCGAUUGAUAAGUCUUGUUUCGCAAAUGUCUAUGCGGCAGUACGUUCCUAGGUCAAAAAAUCUCUAUUUUUGUAGUCUUUUGGGACAUUUUAACCAACAUACUGUGGGCACUAUCUCUAUCAACGUACAAACAAAAAUCCUAAAAAUUUGAUUUUUUAUGAACUUAUAACAAAACAUGUUGAAUGAAAUGAAAUCAUAUUAAAAAAAAUUAAAGUAGUUCCAAUUCGCGUUAAUUUGCUUUAAAUGUACUUAGUAUAGUAUACGCAAAAACAACUACAACAUAUUAGCAUCUUGUUUUUAAACAGUAUUAAAAACUGAACUGUAACUUUCGUUCAUUUCGAAUCAAUUUCCAUUUCUCCAGUUUUGAAUGUUUGUCAAUAGUUUCAAGAGUCUGGUAAAAAAAUGCAUUGAGGUCAAAGAUAAGGACAUUUUGAACACCCAAAUACAUGACGUUUAAAAUCAUUUAUUAUCGAUAUAUCUCCAAUUUCGUAUUACAAAGAUUCCAUGAGUCUUAUCUCAAAAACAAAUUUUUGAAAUGAAUUGUGCCCUGAUGAAUGCUGGAUACUCACAGAAAGCAUAGUUUGGAUGAGACUAGCAGAUUUAAUAGUUAUAGUUGAAUUUUUUGCUUUCAGCAGUUAGAAAAAUUUAGUAUUGGUUAGUCUUUUUUAUUUUCAAUUCAAUCUUUUAGUAAGUAAAUACUCUGUAUAGAUAAAGGGUACCCAGCUUUUAUGUAAUAUCAGCUACAUUUGAGUAUAUAUUUGUAUUUUUUACUUAAUGAAAUAAAAAACCGACUGGAAAAAUUAAAAGUACCUAAAUAGUAAAAUUUUUAAAAAUUUUGACUAAAUACUCUAUAAGUCACCAUUUGUUAUGUAUAUUAUGUAUAAAUGUAUGAAUAUAUUUUUUUUAUUAUAAUUUUUGAUGUUUGGUUUUGUGUUUGAAAUUGAAAAGAGGAAUCCAAAUAAAGGUAAUUGGAAUUAAAA
Messenger RNA from Diorhabda sublineata, 4299 nucleotides. Its product is annotated as glucose-induced degradation protein 4 homolog. The record is from RefSeq and is a predicted model, not a curated record. Gene Ontology annotation, biological process: proteasome-mediated ubiquitin-dependent protein catabolic process; negative regulation of gluconeogenesis; protein targeting to vacuole. Gene Ontology annotation, cellular component: GID complex; extrinsic component of membrane. The transcript is spliced from 4 exons. The coding region runs from base 86 to 697 and encodes 203 amino acids. NCBI's taxonomy places the organism in Eukaryota, Metazoa, Arthropoda, Insecta, Coleoptera, Chrysomelidae.